UAAUACUAAUCAUCCCCUUCUUGUUUCAGCACCAAUAGAUGAACACAGCACAGAAAUUGAAUACUAUCCGGUCGCGGACGCGACCGGGUGCUACUACAACUUCGAGCACUAUGACGAAGGCGACCGAAUAAUCACGAACGAGCCAUGCCUGAACUGCACGUGUCACAACAGGAUGCUGAUGUGCUAUCUAAGGGUCUGUCCCUUCACCAAAGCCAUUGGACAAGACUGCAAGGUGGAGAAGAGGCCUGACCAAUGUUGUCCGGUCAUCAUCUGUCCCGAAGUUCCUGUUCCAAUACUUCCGGCAGCAUCGACGCCAGCAACAGCAGUGGGUCACCCCAGCGAAUAUGGAUGUUCCAUCGAUGGACUUUUCUACACAGAUGGUGCUAAAGUUCCCUCCAACCCCAACAAUCCAUGCGAAGUUUGUUACUGCAUUAGGAACAAGACAGCUUGCAUCAUCCAGGAGUGUACGCUUACCGGAAAGGUUGUGGAAGGAUGCAGACCGGUUUAUAUUGAAGGAGUGUGUUGCCCGUUGCGAUACGACUGUGAUCACCCGCAAAUCGAAACUACAUAUCGACCAUUGCUUACCACCACCACAACCACCACAUUGGCACCAACCACCACACUGGCACCUACGGACUGUAUCUUCAGAAACGAGGUAUACGGUGAUGGAGCUCUAGUCAAAAAGGACGUACCGUGUGAACAGUGUUACUGCGUUAAGGGAGACAUCGUAUGCGCGGUACAAGAAUGUGGACCUACACCACUGGACAAAGUGAACUGCACCGCUCUACCAACCAAAGAAGGGCAAUGUUGUCCAGAUACCUACGACUGUGAGAAAGUCAGCGAUGAAGAUCUCACAACUCUCACAUACUACGAAACUCCCACUACACAACCCACUGUAGUACGUCAUGAAGUUACGACGUUCAAAUCAGAAGAGGAAGUACCUACGACGCCAGAAGUCAGUAUCGCAGAUAGAGUGAAGAUUCCCGAAGAAACUGCUGCCAAGCCAGAAGAAGAAAAGGUGACAGAGCCUGAAGAAGAAAAGGUGACAGAACCUCAAGAAGAAGAAAAGGCGACAGAGCCUGAAGAACAAGAAAGGACGACAGAGCCUGAAGAAGAAACAGUAACCAAAGCUGAAGAAGAGGAAGCUUCGAAACAAGCAACCUCACCAGAAGAAACUGUAACUAAAGCUGCCGAGGAAGAAGUUACAAAGCCUGAAGAAGAAGUGACACAACCAGUUACAGAAUCAUUCACUGCUAGGAUAACAGAAGCUGUCACUGCCAAGGUAACCGAGAUCUUCGAAGCGCUUACAUCUACAUUGAAAUCGGUCACAGAACAACCAGAGCGUACAACUGAGCCCACACACCCAGAACUUGCACCUACUGAGGAUCAUGUUACCAAGGAAGCAGAGCAACCUAUUACUGAACCUAGUGUAACUGGAAGACCUGGUAUCGAGCCAACCACCGUCGCAGGUCGCGCGGAAGAGCAAGCUACCACUCUCCAACCUGUGAAAGAGGCUGUAACAGAGCCAGCUACUGAGGAAGAGAGGAAACAACCAGUCUCUGAGCCUGCUCAACCAACGACAGAACAGGCUGAAGAGAAGGCGCCAGUUACCGAAGAGGCUGUGACAAGACCAGAGGAAGAACAACCUGUAACAGAAACAAAACAGCCUGUAACAGAACAGCCGACAGAAGAAGCAAUUGAGAAGAAAAUGCCUGUUACAGAAGCACAACCAGUAACGGAACAACUACCUGCUACAGAAAAAGAAGAACCAAUUACUGAAAAGGAACAGCCUCAAGCAACUGAACAACCUACUGCUACGGAGCCUGAGGAGGAGGAAGAACACGUGGUGCAUGACCAACAUGAAGAAGGUGAAGAAGAAGAAGCUGAAGCCACAACUCCAAAGAAACCAGAAGAAGCAGAGAAGGCUGAGCCAGAGGCUUCAGUUACUGAAGCAGCUAAGCCAACUGAACCUCAAACAGAACAGGCUGCUCAACCUGAGACGACUCCAGCUAUACCAGAACUGCCCCAGGAAACGCCUGAAGCUCCACGAAUUACUGAAGCUCCAGUACCUGAAAAAGAACAACCUGAAGAAAAGGCAACUGAAGCUGCUCCAGUACCGGUUGAGAAAGAAACUAAAUCUCCAGAAGUAACGAAAGAAAAGGCAACAGAAAUUCCUGAAGUACUUGCUGAGAAGGAAACGGAAGCCCCGAAGGAAGCAGCACCUGAAGAAAAAGCUACUGAAGCUACGCAAGUACCAUUUGAAAAAGAAACUGAAAUUCCGAAAGUGCCGACUGGAGCCCCAGAACAGCCUAAGGGCACGGAACCAGCACCAACACCUACAACCGAACCUCAAGAAGAAAUGGAAAUCGUUACUAGCGCACCUUCUAAGGAAACCGAAAAGCCGCAGUCCAUGGAUCACGUCUCUGAAGGAGAAACAGUACCAGUACGAUCUUCCACUGCGGCAGUACCUGCUUCUACUGAAGAACCUUGCAACGAACUGGAGGGUUGCUCACCAAGCAAGGAAGGCGAAGAAAGUAACGAAAUACCACCAAUUGAAGAGCAAUGCACCAAAGAAGGAUGUACGCUACAAGGACAACUGCCCAAGAUUGAGCCCAGCACAGAGAAAUCAGUACCUGAAGGAGAAGAAGCUAACAGAAUCCCAGAAGAGCCUCCAUGUGACAGUGCCACUGGCUGCACUGCUGCUCCUGAAGCCCCUGCUGAAGAAACAUCGGAGAGGGCACAACCUGAAGAAGGGUCAGGACAACAGCCUGAAGAACAUGAAGAGGGAUCGGGACAAGAGGUGACAACACUAGCGCAUGAAGAAGAACACCCAACAGAACAACCCAGUAAACCUGUUACGGAAGCAACUGCAACAGAACCUACGAAGGAAUCUGAAGUAACUACUUCCAGACUUCCAGAGGACGUUACCACAGCUCCAAGGGUUGCAGAAGAAGUACCAACCGUCAGCACACCUUCAAAGGAAGGACAAACCGAAGCUGCUGAAGAAGAGGAGCAUCCAGAACAUGACGAAUCAGAAAACGAGGUUGCUCCUGAGGAGGAACAUGAAACCGAGAUCCCAGAAAGUGAAACAGAACCAGAUGAGCAUGAAGAACAUGUAACUGAACCGGAAGAGCAAACUGAACCCGCAGAGAGAGAACCUGAGGAACAUGUUACCGAACCUACUGAAGAAGAGCAUGAAGAACAUAUUACUGAACCUGCUGAAAAAGAAGCAGAGAAACAUGUUACUGAGUCGGUCGAAGAGGAACAUGGUACUGAACUUGCAGAGAAGGAGCCUGUCACAGAACCAGUUACUGGACCAACUGAAGCACCAUCACCAGUAGAAGAAGCCAAGGCUCCCUCAAGUGAAGCUCCUGCUGCAGAAGAAGGAACUCCUUCACCUGAGAAGGAAGGAUUUACUGAGGCUCCCAAAGAAGAAGAAAAGGCUGAGGUAACGGUUGCUCCUAGUGAAGAAAAGAAAACCGAACAGCCAGAGGUUACUGAACGAUCUACUGAAGUACCUGCUAGAACCACCGUGGCUCCUGAAGAAAUCUCUCACGCUACUAUUCCAGGCGAAGAGAAGAAAGAAACGCCAGUGGUUUCCACAGAAAUUCCAGCUCAGACAACAUUAACGGUAUCAGAAGAAACUCAGGCUCCGGAGGAGGAAGAGGAAGAACAUGGAAUACCAGGAGAGGGAAGCUGUUUGGUGGAAGGACGGACCUACAAGAAUAAUUCGAAAGUCCCACCUCGUAACAAAUGCCAAGUCGGUUGCAAAUGUGUCAGCUCCAUUUUGCAAUGCAAACCUGUUGAAUGUAGUCCACCACCUAGCAACUUACAAGACUGUGUACAAGUUCCUCCUUCAGUAGAUAGUUGCUGCCCUACAUAUAGUUGCUCUGAACCAGAAGCUACCAGUAUGGAGUCGGAUAGCCAUGUCAUGGAAACAACAACACCAUUACAGAGGAGCGAACAAACCACAGCUGUGCCAAGCGCGGAAGUAGAAACUAGUCGGCCAAGCGAACAAUUACCAACUGAAUCCACAGUUUCUGAAACGGAACAACCCAAGAAAGAAACGGAGCAACCUUCUACAGGAAGUGAAUCAACUGAAAAACCAGCUGGUUCUGAAAUACCCACAGUAACUGAGAAACAACCUGAGGAAGGAAAGACAACUGAACAUCUACCUGAACAAGAAACGGAAAGGCAACCAAGUACUGGGCCACCAGAAACCACCGAACGACAACCUGCUGAAGCUGAAACGGAAAAACCAAGUGAGGUAACAACUGAAAGAAAGCCAGAAAAUGAAACUAAGAAGCAACAUACGGAACAAGGCACUGAGAAACCAGAAGCUGAGGUAACCGAAUCACUAGUUGAAAAAGAAACUGAAAGACAGCCAGCAGAGGUUGGAACCUCCAAAUACCCAGAGACCCCAGAGAAGCAGGCUCAAGACACCGAAACAGAAAAGGCUACGCCUGAAAGCACAACUGAACAUAUGCCUGCGGAAGGAGAAACAGAACAGCCUAUUGAGAAAACUCCAGCAUUUGAGGGUACAACUGUUAGACCGCAAGAAGAAGGUCCAGAGAAACAACCGGAGGAGGCUCAUAAAACCGAGAAACCUGAAGAAGGAACAGAGGAGGUACUAGAAACCGAGAAACCAUCGGAAGAGGAUCAUACUGAAACGGUUCCAUCUCUAACUACACAACCAGAGAAGAUACCAGCAGAAAAGGCUCAGACUGAAAAACCAGAGGAAGCCGUUACCGAAGCGGAACAUGUUACCCCUCACCGUGACGAAUCUGAAAACGAACUGCCUGAGUACUGUGGACCAGAUGGAUGUAUUCCUGUCCAGCCAGAACCUGACUGUGGAAAAGAGGGUUGUGCUACGCCACCACCAGUCAAAUCAGAAGAGUGCGGAGAACAAGGCUGCAUUCAGGUGCCAGUUGUCACUGCUCCAGCAGAAUGUGGAGAAAAGGGAUGCGCUGAAGUACCAGUUGUUCCGCAAGAGUGUGGGGAGCAAGGUUGCGCAAUUCCAGUACCGGUACAACCAUCACUGGAUUGUGGAGAAGAAGGAUGUGCUGGUGCAGUUACGGAACAGCCGAAGGAAUGUGGGGAACAUGGAUGUGUUGAAGUACCAGUAGUGCCUCAAGAAUGUGGAGAACAAGGAUGUGCUCUGCCAGUACCAGUACAACCAUCACUGGAUUGCGGAGAAGGGGGAUGUUCUGAAACAGUCACGGAACAACCUAAAGAAUGCGGAGAACAAGGAUGUGCUGAAGUACCAGUUGUGCCUCAAGAAUGUGGAGAACAGGGAUGUGCUAUACCAAUACCAGUACAGCCAUCGCAAGAUUGUGGUGAAGGAGGAUGUCCUGGAGCAGUUACGGAACAGCCGAAGGAAUGUGAGGAACAGGGAUGUGCUGAAGUACCAGUGGUGCCUCAAGAAUGUGGAGAACAAGGUUGUGCUCUGCCAGUACCAGUACAACCAUCACUGGAUUGUGGAGAAGGAGGAUGUGCUGAGGUACCAGUUAAACCUCAAGAAUGUGGAGAGCAAGGAUGUGUUCCUGUGGCACCUCAACCAGAUUGUGGCGACAAAGAAUGUCCAUCAGCACCUAAAGUACCUGUACCGUGUGAUUCCAAGGAAGGAUGUGAAGGACAAACGGAACCGUCUGAGCAACAACCUACUGAGCCAGGUCUGCCAACAGUAGGAACGGAAAAGGCCUUACCUGAAGCUACCACACUGAGAGGUGAAGAAGCGCCGACUAAAGCAGCUGAAGAGCAACCAAUCACAACUGGUGCUCCAGCAGUUGAAGAAGCCACAAGUCCAGAAGCUGCAGUUAGCAAGUCUCCUGAAGAAAUGGCAGCUAUUCCAGAGAUAGAGGAACCUGCAACUGGGCAAACUCUUUUACCAGAAUCUGUGACUGAUCUUAUUAACAAGAUAUCCAAUGAAACUACAUCUGCUCCAGUAGAAGGAGAACAAACAACAACAUCUCCAGUUACAGAAAAGGUAGAAGAUGAGAAACGUAAACCUGAAGAAGCACAGCCAGAGCUUACCACAGUAAAACAUGAAGAAUCAAAACGACCAAGCACAGAAACGGUUGAAGAAAUUACUACAGAAGCGAUAGUCGUCACAGAGAAAGAACAAACCGCCACCACGAAACCGAUCGAGUCUGCAGAACAUGUAACUAGUGAGAAAUCAAAGGAGGCCACAACAGUUCCAGCGACCAAGCCAGAAGAAGAAACGCCACAGCCUACAGUAGAAACAACACCUAAAUCGGCAGAGGUGCCAAACGCAACUGAAGCACCAAUUGGUGAAAUAUCUGCUCCAAGUAAAGAGAAGGUAGAGAAACCUGAACUAACAACAGCAACUCUUGAAAAAUCAACCGAACCAGUUGUGAACAUAGAGGCUACGACAUCGCAUGCAGUAAGUGAAACCGAGAAACCGAAACACGAAGCUGAAACAGAAAGAGCUGAAACUGUUACUACACCUAACACUCAUGAAGCUGAAACAGAAGAGGCUCAACCUGAGGCUGAAACUGAGAGGAUGAAACCUUUGACAGAAGCUCCAUCUACAGAGGAACCAAUACAUGUAACGGAGGGUGAAACCGAGGAGAGUCCAGAAUCAGAAACUGAAAAAGCAAGCCCCGAAACUGCGGGCCCAGAACAUGUGACGCAAGAGGUAACUGAGAUGGGCCAACCAGAAGGAACUAAGGCUCCAACGACUUUAGAGCCUGAACAUGUGACCAAGGGAGCCGUUCUGCCAGAAGCUGAAAUUAAGAAACCUGAGGCAGAAAGUGAGAAACCGGACGUAGAAACUACAGAAGGAGAAACUGAAAAGAUCGAGAUUGAGUCUGAAACUCCAACUGUUGAACCUGAACACGUUACCAAAGCUCAAACAGAAAAAAUACAACCAGAAGCUGAAUCAGAGAAACCUCAACCUGAAGAAGAGACAGAAAGGACGAAACCUGAGUUGGAAGCUUCAGCUACAGCUGUGCCAGAACAUGUAACUAAGGCCGAAACAAUUCAACCUGGAACCCAAGCAUAUAUAACUACACCAAGUACUCGAAAUGAGACAGAACCAGUCACAUCAACUCCAGAGGAACCAUUAUCUAGGCGACCUGGUGAAGGAGAACCGUCAACAUCGACUCCAAUCUUUACCACUACUCAGGUUCAACCUCAACAGACGACUCCUGUGCAAACGAAGCCACCGCAUGACAUCCACAGUGAGCAAGUCCCUGAGCUGCCUGACUACUCGCAACCUGAAGAUUACGAAGACGAAGAUCAAGGACCCCUUGGACCUGGAACCUGCCGAUAUGGAGGCAAGGUCUACGUGUCCGCACAACAGAUUCCCCGAGAUGAUCCAUGUGAUUUCUGCUUCUGCUUUAGGAGUGACAUUAUUUGUUUGCAGCAAAGUUGUCCACCUCCAAUACCAAGGAGCCCAUCCGCGGCUUCUGCUGUCCGAGGUACGAGUGCCCCGUCGGAAUGGCAACGGCGCUGAAUCUGACAACGUCGACGACAACGACGACCACGACGUUACCGCCCCAUUUCUUGGCACACGCCUACAAGGGGCGUGCUACCAAGACUGGCUGUCAAAUCCAAGGCAAGGCCUACAAGAUUGGCGAAGUGAUCAAGUCUGCUUCGGGACCUUGUCUGCACUGCACAUGCGGUGGAGACGGUCAAAUGAAAUGUGA
Molecule: messenger RNA, 7670 nt
Organism: Acanthoscelides obtectus
Lineage: Eukaryota; Metazoa; Arthropoda; Insecta; Coleoptera; Chrysomelidae
Source: the annotation of a GenBank genome assembly